UAGACAGUUGAGCGUGGUUGUAGAUGACUCCAAGGACUUGGCUUUUAUUUCUGAUAGAAAUGCAUCGAUCGCUAAAGCGAUUGGGACUGUCUACCCUCAAUCAACACAUGGAAUUUGCAUUCAUCACUUGCUGACCAAUGUGGUUAAAUCGUUUAAGGGAAAGGGUUGGACAGCGUUGGUCGAACAGGCUUCAAAGGCAUAUAGGUACUCUGAAUUUCAGGAACGUAUGACCGAAAUUUUUGAUAUGAGUCCAGAGCUCGGAAGAUAUCUACAGGAGGCUGAUGUGCGAAAAUGGAGUCGUUCUCUCUUCCCUGGUUCCAGGUAUGACAUUAGGACCACAAACCCUGCAGAGUCGAUAAAUUCUCUUUUGAGAAUACCUAGAGAAUAUCCGGUUAUUCCGUUGCUGGAUAGUAUAAGGGAAUUUAUGACUCGAUGGUUCUACGAGCGUCACCUGUUAAGCUCGAAGCAUCUUGAUCCUUUAACCGUCAAGGUGAAAAAAAGAUUGAUAGGAGAAUUGUCAAGGCAAAAGGAUUUCAGGUUUACAAGAUUGACAACUUCAGAUCGCUUGUGAAAGGAGACAUAUAUGAAUGUCAUGUUGAUUUGGAGAAUAGAACAUGCACAUGUGGGAAGUACGAUAUAGAAAAAUACCUUGCCGACACGCCAUUCCUGCCAUUUAUUCACGAGGUAGAGAAGUACACAGUUUCACUGACGUUUUAUACACAACUGCAACUUGGAGAACAGCCUAUUCGGAGUCCAUUAAUCCAAUAGCAGUCCCACAGUCUGAGUGGAAUGUCCCAGCUGAGGUUGACCUUGCAAAACUUUUACCACCAGAGUCAAGAAAGAGUGCUGGUCGACCAGUAAAGAGAAGGUAUGAAACAGUAGAAGACAAGAUCAAAUCUUCUCAAGGAUCAAGCAAGGGUAAAAAGCACAAGUGCAGCCGUUGUGGUAACGAAGGACACAAGAGAGGAACUUGCGAUUUACCCAUUUAACAUUUACGUUUCUUCUUAGAGAUCUCCUUAUUUCUCUGCUUUUUUUUGUUUUGUUUUACUCUUAACUACGUCCUUGCUUGACAAUUUCGUAUUUGCAACACUCUUGAGACAUUAUUGGUUUUACUAGAUGAUUAUCUCUAAGAAAGAAAGAACAAGAACCAUAGUCUAAUAAUUAUUUGAAAGAGAAAACAGAACAAACUGAGGCAGCAUAUGACCAUCAUGCAUAGGUAAUGUACAUGAGGACCAUCACCAAACAACACAGAAACAAAGCUUUUGUCAUCUUUAACUCGGUAAUGCAUUUGAUGGUCUUCUCUUCGCUACGUGCAACAGCAUAUUCCAUCUCAUCAAUUUUACUCUCAUGGCGUUUCAGCAUUGCCUCAGAAGCUCUCAUUGAUCUCUGAAAUUCAGAAUUGUCAACGAGGAGGACGUCAAACAGGUCUUUGAAGUCUUCAAUCUCCUCAACAACUGACUUAUCAGUCCAUUUGAACAAGUGGGUUUUGUCCUUCAU
Molecule: messenger RNA, 1497 nt
Organism: Raphanus sativus (radish)
Lineage: Eukaryota; Viridiplantae; Streptophyta; Magnoliopsida; Brassicales; Brassicaceae
Exons: 2
Coding region: 615-989 (124 amino acids)
Source: RefSeq, a predicted model, not a curated record